Molecule: messenger RNA, 570 nt
Organism: Aspergillus aculeatus ATCC 16872
Lineage: Eukaryota; Fungi; Ascomycota; Eurotiomycetes; Eurotiales; Aspergillaceae
Exons: 4
Coding region: 1-570 (189 amino acids)
Molecular function (GO): glucan endo-1,3-alpha-glucosidase activity
Source: RefSeq, a predicted model, not a curated record
AUGCUUCUAGCUCUGACGCUGGCACUGAUGCCAGUCGACACCACCACAAAGGACCAUAUCCAGCAAGAUGUCGACGACGCGAUCGCGACGGGCCUCGAUGGCUUCGCCUUGAAUGUUCAAUGUCCGACCGAUGCGUUCGCCAAGGACCGCAUCCAAGAGAUGGGACGCUACAUCGAGGCGCAGAAGCUCCAAUUCGGCAUCUUGAUCAGUAUGGAUGUGUGCGACUCGGGAGGGGCAUCGUGCGGCGGUGCAGGCGCUGCCGACUACGUUUCCCUGUGUCAAGAGGCGAUGGCACUCUACGCGUACUACCAGGUUGACGGAAGUGUAUUGGAUCUCGACGACACGGAAGGCUACUGGGACAGUCAAGCGGGCUGGUGGGAUGCGUGGGGCAAUCUCACCGAUGGCCUCUUCGGUUGGGAAUCUGCCUGGCCAAGUCUGGGGCAACAGGCCUCGAAGCAGACUGGUGGGCUGGGAGUAAUUGCCCGGGAUCAAGUGGUCAUUGACGCGGCUGCUAGACAGGGUACAUCUUAUAUGUCUGAGCUUUUCACUGAUGACCGUCAACAGCAUUGA